AUGGGCGGCAACGCCACCCUCUCCCACUCCCCUUCUACAAACUCGUUUUACAAAAACAGCCCAGCAGGCCAAAUCACGGACUCCCCAGGUAUCGGCGGUCCACUCCCACGUAUUUCCUCCACCCACUCCUUCCGCGCUCCCUUCCUCUCCCCCACAUCCCGUCCCACAUCCUCCUUAUGGUCUCCGCCAGCAUACCCGACCCAAUUCACCUCUCCAUCAAACUUUGACCCAUCCUCACCUGCACUGCCCCUUGAGGCAUCGAAAGCCAAGCCACCCCUGCCCUCCACCCGCUUGCACGUUCCACUACAAAAAUCAGAAAAACCAUGGCUGGCAAAACGUGAACCCCGCGCGUGCACAUCCUACUUCCUCACCCUCCUCUUUAUCAUCAUCGGUAUCGGAGCGGCAGGCUACAUCUGUUUCGUGGGCGUAAAAUCCGUGCAUCUACUAUCCCCAUCCCAGCUAUGCAUCGUCCUAGACGAACAAUUCACCAGCGGCUCCCUUGACUCGUCCACAUGGUCUCAAGACGUCUCCCUUGGCGGCUUCGGGAACGGCGAGUUUGAAAUGACGACGAGCUCUUCUGAUAACCUUUAUCUCAACAAUGACCAAUUGUACAUCUAUCCGACGUUGACCACCGACACGGUGAGCAAUGUCCUGGAUGGGGGGAAUUAUACGCUGUCGGGAUGUACGGACCAAGGCAACAAUUCUGCAUGCACGGUCGUGUCGAAUGCACAACUAGGAGCAGUCAUUAAUCCCGUGAUGAGCGCCCGUAUCAACACACAAGGGAAGGUGAACAUCACGUACGGUAAGGUUGAGUUUCGGGCAAAGCUCCCGAGGGGUGACUGGCUCUGGCCCGCCGUGUGGAUGCUUCCUGAAACCAAUGCCUAUGGCGCCUGGCCAUUAUCAGGCGAGAUUGACAUUCUCGAAGCGCGCGGCAACGGACCUGCGUAUCCCGCCCAAGGAACCAACUUCGUUCGGUCGACGUUGAAUUAUGGACCGCUGCCGACGGUGUUUAAUCGUAUUUACGGAUGGUACUCUGUAAAACGUGCAUCGUUUGAUAAAGGAUUCCACACAUACGCUAUGGAGUGGGACGACCAGUUUAUGCGCUUCUAUACGGACUCAAGGUUACACGCGAUGCUUGACGUGCAGACUACGGGUAAAAAAGGGGGGUUCUGGGAACGUGCUGGGUUCCCGGAAACAGCACAAAACGGGACCGGAAAAGUCGUAGUCAAUAAUCCUUACGCUGGGCAGGGGAAGUCUGCUCCGUUCAAUCAGGCGUUCUACCUGAUCAUCAACCUCUCAGCAGGCGGCACAUCAGGAUGGUUCCCCGACAACGUCGGUGGGAAACCAUGGAUCGACGCUUCCCUCACCGCGAUGCGCGACUUUGCGUUGGCGCAGGAUACGUGGUCUGCUACGUGGCCCAGUAAUCCAGAUGAUAGGGCUUUUAGAAUUGAUUAUGUUAAAAUGUGGCAAAAGUGUUGAGGGGCUGACUCCAAUCUCAAUUCCUCAAGGAUGUGCUGUUCUACCUUAUCUCGCCAAUGAUCUUGUUUGCACUCGAACUGCUGUGAUACGAUAUGCUUUUUCUUGUUUUCAAUGUUAUCCUCGAUAUAGUACUUAGAUGAUGGUCCAUGGACUAGUAAUUAGUACCAAGCCCACGACUUUGACGAUAUACACUCCGGACUAUUGCACAA
Laccaria bicolor S238N-H82 is the source of this 1688-nucleotide messenger RNA. RefSeq names its product glycoside hydrolase family 16 protein. The record is from RefSeq and is a predicted model, not a curated record. NCBI's taxonomy places the organism in Eukaryota, Fungi, Basidiomycota, Agaricomycetes, Agaricales, Hydnangiaceae. Gene Ontology annotation, molecular function: hydrolase activity, hydrolyzing O-glycosyl compounds. The coding region runs from base 1 to 1479 and encodes 492 amino acids. Gene Ontology annotation, biological process: carbohydrate metabolic process. The transcript has 7 exons.